This is a messenger RNA of Ixodes scapularis (black-legged tick), 1047 nucleotides long. Its product is annotated as cytochrome P450 2C31. Gene Ontology annotation, molecular function: oxidoreductase activity, acting on paired donors, with incorporation or reduction of molecular oxygen; heme binding; monooxygenase activity. NCBI's taxonomy places the organism in Eukaryota, Metazoa, Arthropoda, Arachnida, Ixodida, Ixodidae. The record is from RefSeq and is a predicted model, not a curated record. Bases 1 to 1047 code for a protein of 348 amino acids. The transcript is spliced from 5 exons.
AUGCGGUCCUUGUUGAAUAAGAUUGGAGAUGCCCAAGGAUCCACUCUUCCGCUCGCAGAUUGCUUUUUCACAAUUUCAUUUGAUAUCAUCAGUGCCAUCUUGUUUGGUACAACUUACAAGCUCAGCGACCGUGAACACGGAGAGUUGGAGCAGACCCUUGUGAGAAUUCUACAAGGAUUUCGUAUGGGCAACUUUGUAGACUCCAAACCGGUGUGGCUCAGCACAAUCAUGUCGUACGUGCCGUACACCAGAAUGGCUGGAAUGCGGAGCUCCAUUUUCGUACUUCGUGAAUUCGUCCGUGAACGGGUGAAAGAGAACCAGGAUACCUUGGAAGAGGGCACGACUCGCAACUUUAUUGACGGUUACCUGAAGCAAAUUAAAGAGCACAAAAACGACUCCAAUACACACUUUCGAGAGUGCCAUCUGCUAGGCUCUGCCUUGGAUUUCUUUCUGAAUGGCGUGGCUACACCGCCUUAUGCGGCCCAUUUGAUGCUGCUCAUCUGUGCCCAGAACCCUGACACGGUGCAGUCGAGGAUCCAUGCGGAAAUCGACCACACCGUUGGUCGCAACAGACAGCCCGCUUGGAAGGACCGUUUGGAGAUGCCCUUCACCACGGCCAGCAUGUGGGAGAUACUGCGAUGGAGAACAGAGAGUUCGCUCGGGAUACCCAGAGGAGUAAAAGAAGACAUAAUCCUUGGCGGGUUCAUUAUUCCUAAAGGCACCGUGGUCUUACCAAACACCAACGGAAUGAAACGCAAUCCCGAUCUCUGGAAACGACCCAAUCACUUUGAUCCUACCAGAUUUCUAACACCAGAUGGCACUGAACUUGUUAAAAAGCCAGAACACCACCUUCCUUUUUCAUUCGGUAAAAGAAUGUGUCCUGCGGAGUCGUUGGCUAACGUGCAGAUAUUUCUGUACACGACCUGCCUGCUGCAGAAGUACACCGUCCAUCCCGAAGAAGGCCGACAGCUGCCCUGCCUGGAUCCCCUCGUUACAAGGGGACAUUACGCUGAUAAUCAGAAGUUGCGAUUUGUCCCUCGAGAGUGA